CGCUGCUGAGCACCGACUAUGUAGGACGUGUUUUGCGGGUGCUCCGAUGGGAUAUGUGUUUUAAUGUAAAUUUUUGCACCUCUUUACACACUUUUUUGGAACAUACUGGACUAUUAGUGAACGAAAAUACAUAUCUGAUGUGCAAUUUGUAAGUACCGUAGUUGAAUAUGGGGAAAAACGACAAGGCUACUCGCAGCAAGGCUGACCACGAGGCUCCUGCUGAACCAGAUGCUAAUAGCAUACUGCUAACCAAGAUGCAAGAGAUGCUGAACGACUCCCGCACUGAUCUCAUCAACAGGUUUGAGAACAUUGUUUCGAAUGUCGUUAAGAGGGAGAUCUCAACCGCGCUGGCACCGCUAGAAGCUAAAAUUGCCUCGUUUGGGACUGCCAUUCACGAUUUGGAGCGGGCUGCUAACGAUCAGGAUGGGAGGCUAGCUACCAUGGAGGCCUCGGUUAAAUCGUUAAAUGUAUUAGUGGACACACUGUCCAAGAAAUGUGAAGACUUGGAGGGUCGCUCCAGACUAAAUAACAUCCGCCUUGUGGGCGUACCGGAGGGAUCCGAAGGUCAACAGCCGACGAAGUUUGUAUCGAAGCUGCUUCAGGAUCUGCUCGGCCUCGACUCUAAGCCUGCCCUUGACCGGGCUCAUCGCACAUCGUGGGCCAAGCCAGCAGAGGGGGACCCACCGCGCCCGGUCGUAGUCCGUGUCAACCUGUUUCAAGAACGGAAUGAGAUUCUACGGAGGGCUCGUGAGUCGUCUCCCUUACUCUAUGAAGGAAAACAUGUGUUCAUUUUCCCCGAUUAUUCAACCUCAGUUGCUAAAAAACGCGCAUCGUUUACGAAAGUGAAGAAGGAACUCCACUCUUGCCCCGGAAUCAAGUUUGGGCUUCUUUUCCCUGCAAUAUUACGGAUCACUCUUCCCAACGGGCAGACUCGUAAGUUCGAGGACCCAGCCCUUGCUGCAGACUUUGUUGAGAAAAACAUUAAAAAUGUGGUUGAUCCAGCCACAGUUUGA
This is a messenger RNA of Xiphophorus hellerii (green swordtail), 1013 nucleotides long. RefSeq lists its product as uncharacterized. The coding region runs from base 168 to 1013 and encodes 281 amino acids. The record is from RefSeq and is a predicted model, not a curated record. The transcript is spliced from 2 exons. NCBI's taxonomy places the organism in Eukaryota, Metazoa, Chordata, Actinopteri, Cyprinodontiformes, Poeciliidae.